Messenger RNA from Monodelphis domestica (gray short-tailed opossum), 1322 nucleotides. It is a transcript of the gene CUTC, whose product is annotated as cutC copper transporter. Gene Ontology annotation, molecular function: copper ion binding. The record is from RefSeq and is a predicted model, not a curated record. NCBI's taxonomy places the organism in Eukaryota, Metazoa, Chordata, Mammalia, Didelphimorphia, Didelphidae.
CUGAAUUUGACGCCUGCGCCUGCGCCUGCUCCGCUGAGGCGCUCGCUCUGGAAGGGGUGGGUCGGGGAGGCGCGGAAUCGUUGGGGGCGCGUGGCCCGGGGCGGAGCUUUCAUCGCGCAGGCGCGUCCCAACCGCGUCUGCCUUGGCUGGUGACUGUGAGGAUGAAAAGGCGGGCGGUUUGCAGGGAAUCUCGGCAAGGCACCUUAGUCCCGGUGCAGCCAGAAAUGACAGGUGGAUUUCUUAUGGAAAUUUGUGUGGAUUCAGUGGAGUCGGCCAUAAAUGCAGAGAGAGGAGGUGCUGGUCGAAUUGAAUUGUGUUCUGGUUUGCUGGAGGGAGGAACUACACCCAGCAUGGGUAUGCUACAAGUAGUUAAGCAAUGUGUCCAGAUCCCUGUCUUUGUGAUGAUCCGGCCACGUGGAGGGGAUUUCUUAUAUUCAGACCGUGAAGUAGAGGUCAUGAAAGCAGACAUCCGUCUUGCCAAGCUUUAUGGAGCUGAUGGGUUGGUAUUAGGGGCAUUGACUGAAGAUGGACAUAUUGACACCGAGCUCUGCAUGGCACUUUUAUCUACUUGCCGUCCCCUGCCAGUCACAUUCCACCGAGCCUUUGAUAUGGUUCAGAACCCAGAGGUGGCUUUGGAAACCCUUUUGACCUUGGGAUUUGACCGUGUGUUGACCAGUGGAUGUGACAGCUCAGCACUAGAAGGAUUGCCUAUGAUAAAACAACUUGUAGAACAGGCAAAAGGCAAGAUUGUGAUAAUGCCAGGGGGCGGCAUAACCGAGAGAAACCUGCAGAGGAUCCUUGAGGGCUCGGGCGCCACUGAGUUCCACUGCUCUGCUCGCUCCGCCAAGGACUCGGGCAUGAAAUUCCGAAAUACCUCUGUUGCCAUGGGAGCCUCCCUUUCCAACUCAGAAUAUUCCUCGAAGGUAACAGAUGUGGCCAAAGUAAGGACCUUGUGUGCCAUCGCCAAGAGCUUCCUGUAGGACCCGCAGAAGCCCUGGGAGAGAAGUGCCCGAGCCAGGAUCAAGAUUCAGGAAAGCCUGAUGUCCGAGGCUGUUGGACCCAGAUAGCACAGCUUUCCCCUUCUCUGGACAGGCCAGGGAUUGACCACACGAACCAUGGAGAAUCCUUCCAGAGGAGCCACGGUUGGUCAUCUGGUUAUUCUUGCCAGCCUUCUCCAUCAUCAUGACUAAACAGAGCUGGAUUGAGACUUUGCCAGAGGCUUAUUCUGCCCAGAAAAUGAGAUUACUCGAAAGGCUGGAAAAAAUUAAAUUUGAUAUAGUCUUUGAUUUACCUUUACCAAAUAAAAUUUCUCAUUUCUGUUA